ACCACUGAAUCCUCCAACUGGUCCAUCCAAAGAAGACGAAGGAGUAAAAAGCAAAAUGGCGUUUCACAGAGAAGGCCUAAACGUGGCCACUGGCCAUUAUUGUUUCUCUAUUUGUAUUUAGUGCAUACAUGUACGCAUAUAUGUCGUGUAGUAGAUGAAACAUUGUUAGUCAUUGUUUGUAUCCGGAUACAUUAGUCUGAGCGCACUUUAUGUGCUAGCUUAGCUUGCUAGUUAGCUUAGCUUGUUAGCUGCUAACAAAGAGACGCGGACGUUAUCAACACAUCGCUAAGUAGAGAUCAAAUGUGAGUGUAAAGUGUUGUGAUUGUGUGAAAAUGUGCGAAAGAACGAUAGCAAAGUAUGAGGAGGAACUUUGUCCAACAAAAGAGGAGAAGGACCGUCAACAUCAACUACUGGACGCUGUUUUCAAGAAACAUCAAGUUGUGUUACACAGAACAGACGUCCAGCAACCCCCUCACAUUAAAGAGGAAGAGGAGGAUCCACAGCCCCCCCACAUGAAAGAGGAAGAGGAGGAAGUGUGGAUCACUCAGGAGGGAGAGUGUCUUCUAGGGCAGGAGGAGGAUGAUGUCACCACAUUUCCACUGACUGUUGUCUCUGUGAAGACUGAAGAGCAUGAAGACAAACCACCUGAGUCCUCACAGCUUCAUCACAGUCCAAACGUCCAGCAGCCCCCUCACAUUAAAGAGGAAGAGGAGGAUCUACAGCCGCCCCACAUUAAAGAGGAAGAGGACAAUUCACAGCCCCCCCACAUUAAAGAGGAAGAGGAGGAAGUGUGGAUCACUCAGGAGGGAGAGUGUCUUCUAGGGCAGGAGGAGGAUGAUGUCACCAAGUUUCCACUGACUGUUGUCUCUGUGAAGACUGAAGAGCAUGAAGACAAACCACCUGAGUCCUCACAGCUUCAUCACAGUCCAAAUGCCUGUGAAGAACAACUUCUGCCUGAAAAACAAGAGUGUAGCUUCAGGAUGGUGAAGGAGGAUCUAUCAAAGAAGAAGACCAGGCACCACAGACCCUCUGGCAUCUCUUUUUCCUCUUUGACACAGACCCUUCCCUGUAAAAAGGAAGAGGAAGAGGAGGAACACAGCAUCAGUCAGGAGGGCGAGCAUCUUGAAGGACUGGUGGAGUUCCCAGUGACUGGUGUCCCUGUGAAGAGUGAAGAUGAUGAGGUCAAAGGUGAAAGUGAGGAGAAGAGAGAGGUGGAGCCUCCAAGCAGCAGCUCAACACAACACAUGACAACAGAAGCUGAUGGAGACCACUGUGGAGGAUCACAAGCAGACAAGCUCUUAGCUCCACUAUCAGAUAGUGAGGACACAACGUCACACUCUCCUGACACUGAUGAUGAAGACUCUAAGACAUGUCACACUGACAACACUCACUUGAAAUGUUCUCACUGUGACAAAACCUUUAAAUACCAUAGUGAUCUGAAAACACACAUGAGAUCACACACUGGAGAGAAACCUUUUUCUUGUUCAAUCUGUGGCUUAUCUUUUACAAGGAAGCAAACUAUGAAAGAUCACACAAGAACACACACUGGAGAAAAACCUUUUAUCUGUUCAAUCUGUAGUAAAGGUUUUGGACACAGUCAGAGUUUGAAAGCACACAUGAGUACACACACUGGAGAAAGACGUUUUAUCUGUUCAAUCUGUAGUAAAGGUUUUGGACACAGUCAGAGUUUAAAAGCACACAUGAGAACACACACUGGAGAAAAACCUUUUAUCUGUUCAAUCUGUAGUAAAAGUUUUGUAGAAAGUAACCAUUUGAAAGUACACAUGAGAACACACACUGGUGAAAAACCUUUUUCUUGUUCAAUCUGUGGCUUAUCUUUUACCACGAAGGAACAUUUGAAAUUACACAUGAGAACACACACUGGUGAAAAACCUUUUAUCUGUUCAAUCUGUGGUAAAGUUUUUGCACGAAGUUCAUGUUUGGAAAAACACAGAACAAUACACACUGGAGAAACAUCUUGUAUAUGUUCAGUCUGUGGUAAAGGUUUUAGAGAAAGUCACAAUUUGAAAAGACACAAGAGAACACACACUGGUGAAAAAUCACAUUCCUGUUCAAUCUGCAACAGAAGCUUUUGUCAACGAUCAAACCUUGUAAGACACAUGAGAAAACACACAGGAGAGAAAGUGUUGAGUUGCAGUGUGUGUGGUGAAAGAUUCUCUUAUCAGUACCAGUGUAAGAAACACAAGUGUGCUGGUGAGAACAGCAGCAGCAAAUGAAACUGCAGGAUUUGAAAUAAACAGUCAAAACUUUAA
Molecule: messenger RNA, 2273 nt
Organism: Entelurus aequoreus (snake pipefish)
Lineage: Eukaryota; Metazoa; Chordata; Actinopteri; Syngnathiformes; Syngnathidae
Product: oocyte zinc finger protein XlCOF22-like
Exons: 4
Coding region: 333-2237 (634 amino acids)
Biological process (GO): central nervous system development; regulation of transcription by RNA polymerase II
Cellular component (GO): nucleus
Molecular function (GO): RNA polymerase II cis-regulatory region sequence-specific DNA binding; DNA-binding transcription factor activity, RNA polymerase II-specific
Source: RefSeq, a predicted model, not a curated record